UUUGGCUCUGGCCGCCCUGCUCCCAUUGUGUGUGAGAUAGUAAAUACUGACACUGCCAGACAAGCAGAGCACAUAUUUCACCGCGCGAAUUAAAACACGUUCACCUGAGGUGAUAUUGACUAACAAUGGCCCGUACAAAGCAGACUGCUCGUAAGUCCACUGGAGGAAAAGCUCCUCGUAAGCAGCUGGCUACCAAAGCUGCCCGCAAGAGCGCUCCCUCUACUGGAGGAGUCAAGAAACCCCAUCGCUACAGGUGUGAUUUCAGACUUACAACAGCUAAAAAGGGGUUUGCCACUGCGGUUAAGCAUAAAAUUAAGCAUAUUUUUGUUUGCAGGCCUGGAACUGUGGCUUUGCGUGAGAUUCGUCGGUAUCAGAAGUCCACUGAGCUGCUGAUCCGCAAGCUGCCAUUCCAGCGUCUGGUUCGAGAGAUUGCCCAGGACUUCAAAACUGACCUGCGUUUCCAGAGCGCCGCUAUUGGUGCACUGCAGGAGGCCAGCGAGGCAUACCUGGUGGGUCUGUUUGAAGACACUAACCUGUGUGCCAUCCAUGCCAAGCGUGUCACCAUCAUGCCCAAAGACAUCCAGCUGGCACGCCGCAUCCGUGGAGAGCGUGCUUAAACUUUCCCUCUCUUUCUAUCGUCCUCUUUAUUUCUUUCUGUCUCUCCACUUGUUCUCCUCCUGCUUUUCUUGGUAGAGUUUAGAGUAUCAGUGAUGGGGAGUAACUUUGUCUCAGUCUGCUAGUGCUGUCUAAAAUGACGCGUAGGGUACCUAUAUGUGCAUGUAACAGGUGCUGCUGAUCACACACACACAUGCAUGUGCACAAACUCACAAACAAAGACGCAUACUCAAACACGGUCACAUAUGGAGCCCAAACGAGGUCCACUAAUGCCCGGUUCAGGGCCACACAUUCAACAUGCACGUAAUGAGAAGAAGCUUCAACCUGCACUCACACUUACUCCACUGUCCUGAGAGAAAACAGGGUGGUGUCUGGGGUCAGUCUGCUUAAGGGGAGCGGAAACUUCCACAGCAGGGUGCUACUAAAACUGCCUCAGUCCACCUGAAACCUCCUCCAGAACCCCAACCACAGUUUAAUCCCGGCCUCUCUGUUCUCCUUAAUCCAUCCAGUGCUUUUUCAGUUCUCACUUGGCCCUUCAUAGUGGAGGUGGGUGUGGGCUCAGGCUUCUUCUCUGUGUGAGUGUCUGUGGGUGAUGUGAUCAGCAAAGCAGAAUCGUAUUCAACUGCAAACCAGCAUCUAUUGGUUAAAAGGUUGUUACUUGUAAUAUUGAUGAUUACUAUUAUUGUUGAUAUGGUGUCUUUUCUUUUUUGUUUUUUACAAUGCAUACAUAAAUUGUUCUUUAGGGGAAAGAAAUGAUUAAUCCGCCGAGAAUCAGUUUAUUUUCUUUAUUCAUGUUGUAGUGAAAGCCGAUCCUGCUCCUCCUGUUAUAACUUCAGGCAGCCACAGGGGGGCGCUCUAAACCAGCCUCUCAUUCAACCUCACUGUUCAACUAACAUCCAGCUCUCCCUUUCCUCCUUCGUCUUUCUCACUCUUUUUCUCUCGUUUUUUCCACUCUAUAAAUUCCAAUUUUGUCAAAUUAAAGAUCGGCAUUAGAGUCACAGAGUGUAGCAAAAAUAUUCCUUAUGUUUAGAUGAACUCUAGUACUGAGUCGUUCACUUUGUUUGGGUAGAACUUUGCUCCUUCCCUUUCUUCGUGAUACACAAUGUAACCUCAUGUUUGUGCUUUUAUUUUUCUUAUUCGGAAAUUGAAAUAAGCUGAUCUUUGUAUUUUCCAAAUUUCUCAUAUUCUGGUGGUAAUAAAUAGAUGUUACACAAA
Molecule: messenger RNA, 1830 nt
Organism: Danio aesculapii
Lineage: Eukaryota; Metazoa; Chordata; Actinopteri; Cypriniformes; Danionidae
Gene: h3f3c
Product: H3 histone, family 3C
Exons: 3
Coding region: 126-617 (163 amino acids)
Cellular component (GO): nucleosome
Molecular function (GO): structural constituent of chromatin; protein heterodimerization activity; DNA binding
Source: RefSeq, a predicted model, not a curated record